CUAGAAUCCCUCAAGCCAAAUGGUGUAUAUAGCUCAUUGCCUUAUCCAAAUAUUUCACGAUUUGGUGGCUGCACUCUCGGAGAAAGGGGAAAAAUGGCGUCUCUUCUGGGUUGCACUCCUUGGUCUCUCAUGCCCCUGACCUCCUCACGACAUGCGUUCGCACCGCCUGUUACAUCAUCAAUCCUUGUUCAUCUCUCUGUGCCAACCUCCACAUUCAGAAAAACCAUAAAUUUUGGCAACUGGGCUUCUGCUUGUCGAUCAAGAUCUAUCAAUUUCGUGCUCUCAGGAACACUCACUCUGGGAUUAUCUCUCACAGGAGUUGGCUUUGCUGAUGCAAAAGUUGGUGUUAACAGGCCAGAAUUGCUUCCUAAAGAAUUUAGUCCAGUGAUUGAUGUUGCUGGGUUCCUAUCUGAUGGCCAGGAGAAAAGACUUGCACAAGAGAUUGCUGAUAUUGAAAAAGAUACUGGAUUCAAGUUGAGGCUUCUAGCUCAGAAUUAUCCGGAAACACCAGGUUUGGCAAUUAAAGGUUUCUGGCAAGUGGAUGACAGAACUAUAGUCUUUGUCGCUGACCCAACUUUUGGUAACAUAUUAAAUUUCAAUGUGGGGGCCGCAGUUGAUUUAGACAUACCACGUAGCUUCUGGGGUCGUUUGGCCGGGAAAUAUGGAAACAUCUUUUAUUGGAAAGAGAAGGGUGAAGAUGCAUCUAUUGAAGCUGCUGUUAUGGCAAUAUCAAAUUGCUUGAGAGAACCUGUUGGCCCUAGUAACUGCGUGGAGGUAAAAUAAUUUCACUGCAUGUAUAGUACAGAACAACAUGUUCUUUUUACUUCUACUAAUGCACUAAGUGCAGCUCAUGAAAAGUAACGUAAUAAGUUAUGUAAAUCUUCUUCGAAUUGUAUUCUGGGGAGUAUAAUCUUUUGUAAUUGAAACUACUCCAAGUUGCAGAAAUGCAUCAUCAUAGUCUCCAUAUGGAGUUAUGUUUUGAUCUA
Molecule: messenger RNA, 986 nt
Organism: Malania oleifera
Lineage: Eukaryota; Viridiplantae; Streptophyta; Magnoliopsida; Santalales; Ximeniaceae
Product: thylakoid lumenal 15.0 kDa protein 2, chloroplastic
Exons: 6
Coding region: 94-783 (229 amino acids)
Source: RefSeq, a predicted model, not a curated record